AGGGGAGGCGGGAAUAAAAAGGGGAGGAGAGGCAGAACAUUAACUCACCCAGUGUGACAGCUGCUCUCUUAUUUAAUGGGGGGGUCUCUGGUCAGAAGGAGUCAGAAGUGCCUCCAGGAGAGCAGAAGCAUGGCUGAGGAGCUGAGGCUGGGCUUCGAGGAAGCAGUCAGAGUGGAAAUGCCAGAAGGCAGAGCCAGGCCAGCCGCCAGGAGCAGAGCAUGUUUGGCUCUCAUCUGCUGCCUGAUGUCACUUUUCACUGUUGCAGGAUUUAGCACCUUCCUGAUGGUUGGCCAGCUCAGGGCCCAGGGAAAAGACUGUACGCCGCGGGCUAUACAGAACAAAAAUUGUGAACCUUCACCACAGCCAGUUUACACACCUUCCAGAGCCAAGCCAAGGGCGCACCUAACAAUUCUUAAACAAACCCCAGGGCCACAUCUGCAAAAUCAGUUUCCCGCUCUGCACUGGGAACAUGAACUAGGCUUGGCCUUCACCAAGAACCGGAUGAACUAUACCAACAAAUUUCUGGUGAUCCCUGAGUCCGGAGACUAUUUCAUUUACUCCCAGAUCACAUUCCGAGGGAUCACAUCUAGGUGUAGCAACAUCAGCCAAGGAAGACGACCAAACAGGCCAGACCUCAUCUUCGUGGUUAUCACCAAGGUAACAGACAGCUACCCCGAGCCCGCCCACCUCCUCACAGGAACCAAGUCUGUGUGUGAAAUAAGCAGCAACUGGUUUCAGCCCCUCUACCUUGGGGCUAUGUUCUCCUUGGAAGAAGGGGACAGGUUGAUGGUUAAUGUCAGUGAUAUCUCCUUGGUGGAUUACACAAAAGAAGAUAAAACUUUCUUUGGCGCCUUCUUGCUAUAAGGGGAAACAACCACAAUUAAGUAGGGCUUCCUUGACCCCUACUUCCCACUUUAAUGAGGGAUGUGGGGGAUCAAAGAUGGGAACAGUGGUUUAGCUACAUCAUUUAGGAACUCAAGAUGAUCCUCUCUAUAUGUUUUGGACUGAAAUAGUAAAUGGAAAACUCAGAAGAACUUGUGUUUGCUAGAGACCUGCUGGGUUUUAAAAAUUAAAACAGCCGACUCCAAUGGCUCCAUCUACUGCUCUCCAGACAUGAUGUUUCUGAGAUGUCCUCCUUCCCGUUCAUUGAUUAGUUGAGGAUGCUUAAUCAAUGAAUCUCGUCUGGCUCCAUGGUCAGAAAAGGGGAAUGGAAUGUUCUACCUGCAUCUGUCUCCAUGGUGCACGAGAGCACUGAGCAGCACAGACUUACUGUAAGACUCUCACAAGAGCAGCCAAAAUGAUCUGCUCACCUCCUCUACUAAAAACAAACUUUGUGUCAGGGACCUUCAAAUGUGCUCAUGGCUGAUCUGAGCGGCUUGGAAGUUUAACCAAGACAGGGAUCUUCUGGCAUCCCGGGAUGCCUAAGGCUCUGGGAAGUUCCCCAUAGUGUAUUCAUUUUGCCCCUGUUUGUGGAAAACUGGAACUCAAAUUUUCUCUAUUGAGUUUGUUAACUAUAUAUAUAAUAUAUAUAACUAUACAUAAUAUAUUGUGUGCAUGUGCGUGUGUGUGUGUGUGUGUGUGUGUGUGUGUGUGUGCAUUACUGUCCAGAAGGGCAUUACCAAACAUUCGUAAUUGGACUCGAAUCAGCACUUCUGUUUCCAAGGUACCGGUCCCACAGCAAACAUGAGGCCACUGCUUUGUAAAGCAAUAUGGGAAAGAAUGCUUUCUAAAAACGUGGUGGAGUCAAGGGUGGUGGUACACAUCUGUAAUCCCAGCAUGGGGGAGGCUGAGCCAGGAGGACUGUCAUAAGUUUGAGGAAAACCUGACCUAAGUAGUAAUUUUAUGACAAGUCUGGGCUAUAUAACAGGAUCUCAUUUAAAUUAAAAUUUAAAAAAAAAAUAGAACAUAGGCUGGUCCUCAAAGAUAAAGUAAUAUAUUUAAGGAUUUGGGAAAGAGGGCAUGUGUUUUGGAAAAUAGUUAAUUUAGUGAAAAAUGUUUUGCUGGUUAAAUGUUUCUCAAAAAGCUACAGAACUCAAAUAGAUUCCAUAAGCAUUUAUUUAGGACUUACUUGCCCUGGGGACAGAGAAAUAAAUUAUUUUAGUCUCGGAUCCACCCAUCCUAACAGAUUGGCACCUCCAUCAUUUGUGAAGCUUUACAUCACUCUGGUUGUGUUAGCUAAUUAAUCAGCUAACCUGAGACGCAUUGGUAUUUUCUUAUUAUGAAUAUGGGCACCAUUUGAGGACAAUCAGUAACCGAAUGAUUUGCAUUUCCUCUUGAGUGUUGUUAUAAUAGCUAAGCAAGGGCAGUUUCCCAUAGAUAAACAAGAGAGGAAUGUAAGAAUACAGCUCCCUACGGUGAGAGCCAGCCCUGAAACAACAACCAGUAAGAGAUUGUUAUUUCCUGACCUCAAAACUUGACACAAACACCUUUGAAAAUACUAGAACUUUAUGAAUGGCCUAGAGGUGCUCUGGAAAGGCUCUGUCCCCAGCUAAAGCAAAAGUCAUAGUCAUCUUUCAGAGGUCAUUGGAAUUUUGACCUUAGCUGGCUUUGGAUCUGUUUGGAAAAACACAAUUUCAAGGCUAUAACUUCUGAGUUGAUUUUGUUGUCUAACUAAGGGAUAGUGGGAAAAGAAAAGUGUACUUCUACCAUCUCUUGGAACAUAUUCGGUUCCAUGCACGCCAGAGUCCUUGGAUCCAUUUCCCUGCAAGCUACUUUACCCCAAAGGAAAUUCCAAUGCCAUGCUUGGCAGUAACUCCUUGGUUUAUAGAAGUCCACGAGUUCACUGUGCACAAGGCAUGGCCAUUGCCAGCACUCUCUUGCGUGGUAUUUCUCUCAAGUCCUUACUCAAUCAGGUUUCCAUGAUUGUGACAUUAAGUAUUAAUUUCUAGAGCAGGUUUGUUUAUAUCCUGUCCCUUUCAAAAUCCAUGCAGAUACGCCUGGCCUCAAAAUCCCCUGGCUUAGAGUCCUGGGACUGCCCUGCUGUGUUCAGUAUUUUAUUUAAGCUUACAUCAUUGUUCUGAAUGUUGGCAGUAUUAUAGCAUAUUGGCUGCUAGCCUUUGGAGAAUUCGCUGAGCCCUUAGUAAAGGUGACAAUGCUCGCUCAGAGUGGCUGCACUUGUGCCUUGCUAACUCUUCCCGAGCUCUGACACAUUUGCCCCUUCCAUCUGGCCACCUUGGGGACCCUCACAAGCCCAAACUGCUGUUACAUUUUUAGAGUGAUACAGUCUGUUAGUGGAAAAGGCAGAGCUGGAAGUCUGCCGUCUUCCGACUCUCUACGCUCGGCAAAUGACACUGUUUGAUGCAACUAGAGGAGAAAUUGAAGAAAGGUGGGAGAAAUAUCUUUGACUACCUAUGGGGCAAUAUAGAAGAGUAAGGAGACUUACACAUGGUGCCUAUACCUAAAUCAAAUUUCUGCCCCCAAAUAAGAUUUUUUUUUAACCUGUUAGUGACAACUCAUUCCCUGGAGAGUUUUGUAGCAGCUAUUGCAUCACGGAGGUCAGGAGAGGGAGGAAGUCAAAGGAUUCCUUUUUCAAAUCUAUGGCCAUGUGGUCACCCUUCUAUCCAAUCAUAACAAACCUGACAGCCCUGCCAAGAGUUUUGGGGUUCCCAUUGGGCUAGAAAAGUAAUCUCCCCCACACUAUCAACCCUGGGGUCUUAACCAGUAGAUAAAAGGUCAUGGGAUUUUAGAACUGGCAUGAACUGCAGAGUUUUCUAUCCAAAUUCACAUCACUUCAAGAGUGAAGAAACACAGGCCAGGCGAGACGCUCUGCGAGGCUUGGUGCUGGGCAGUAGCUGGAUGGAACGUGGAGACUGAUCUGGGCUUCCUGUCCCCGACACCGUGCUCAGCAGCCUUUCCAUUUGAUCUUGGGAUUGCUGGCUGGUUGGGGGUUUUUGUUUUAUUUUCUUACUUUUUGAGCACCUGUCACACUUAGACACCUUCACGACAAGAGGGUCAGUGACAGGAAGUCCUGCUCUGCUGUGUGCACGCAGGGGGAAGGAGACUCACAGUCGUGAGUAAACAGAACCGUGAACUUAGAUGAUUUUAGUCUUAAAGUGAUUAAGACACACCAUUUUCCCCUCUUUUGUCUCAGAGGGCAUACAGGCUGACCCAAUAGAGGUGUUCGCCUGAUUUUAGUGAUAAGCCCUAUGUGCUUCCAUUGGUUGUAUGUUUUAUGUUAAAACGUCACAUCGCCAAGGUAAAAUGCAUAUUGUAUGUUCUUGGGUCCGUAAUUAACUAGUAUGCAUCACAUGUAUGAAUUCUAAUCUCUGUCAAUGAAAAUUUAUGUAUGUUAACAUAUAUAAUAGUUGUAAUUUAAUAAACUGGCAAUGAAAG
Myodes glareolus (Bank vole) is the source of this 4332-nucleotide messenger RNA. It is a transcript of the gene Tnfsf15, whose product is annotated as TNF superfamily member 15. Gene Ontology annotation, biological process: immune response. Lineage: Eukaryota; Metazoa; Chordata; Mammalia; Rodentia; Cricetidae. The record is from RefSeq and is a predicted model, not a curated record. Gene Ontology annotation, cellular component: membrane. Gene Ontology annotation, molecular function: tumor necrosis factor receptor binding.